Messenger RNA from Saccostrea cuccullata (small rock oyster), 1200 nucleotides. RefSeq names its product dentin sialophosphoprotein-like. The transcript has 3 exons. The annotation marks the transcript as partial. The record is from RefSeq and is a predicted model, not a curated record. Lineage: Eukaryota; Metazoa; Mollusca; Bivalvia; Ostreida; Ostreidae.
AUGACUUCGUUUUUGUUUGUUGUUAAGAUUCCAGUUCACGAGGAUGAACGACCGUCAAAGUCGGCGUCUGAAGAAAAGUCGGACGAUGACAGUAGCGAGAAGGAGACUAAGAACGAAGAUGAUAAAUCAAACGAAAAAUUAGAUGUGACAGACGACGAAGAACACGCGGAUCUUGACAGUGAUAACUUGACUAAGACAGAAAAAGUCAAGGAAGACGAGUUAAAGGAGCAGAAACCGAAAGUAGAGGAAACGCAGGACGAUGAUGAUUGGGACUUUGGGGACGAAGACACAAAUAAGGAACUAGGCGAUACAACAGGAGCACAGGGUAAAACUAGUGACAAUGAGGAUGUGACACAAAAACAAGAAAAAGACAAGAUAUUGUGUGAAAAUGAAGGCGGCAAGGCUGAGAGUACUAAUAAGGCAGAUCCAGGGCAAUCUUCUAAUGGGAAUGAGACCUUAGACCAGAAUAAAACGGUGACAGAAGAGAACACAACACAGAAUGUUUCAUUUGCAGAUGUUUUAAAAGCUGCCAUCAGCCGUGAGAAUAACAAUGAAGAAAAAGAUUCAGAACAGAUACCUUUAAACCCUGAACAGCAAUGUGAGGCAACAGUACAGAAUAACACAGACAUUUCAGCUGCAGAGGCAGUGGGAUCUAAUGAUAGUAAAACAGAAAAUAACAAUAUUGAAAAGGAGAAAGAACUCCUGGAAGAAAAGUCAGUAGAACCACAUGAGAAUGGAGAUGUUAACAAGGGGGAAGGAGGGGAGGAUGGAGAACAAAGCACAGCACCGCCAAAAAAGAAAUUUCAAGUCGAGAAAGCAGCAGAGGACAGUCUCCAACUGGAUGAAGCUUUAAGUAGACAGAAUCAGAUUGAGGACACCGUUAAACACUUAGAGAAGUCGGAAUCUGUCCCGCCCCUCAGGCUCCACGAGAAACUCCCCGUCCCAGCAUCCCUGUCUGACGACAGACUCUCGGAGGUGGAAAACGUUAACUUUCAGACUGUCAGCUUUCUAGAUGAGGAACCACUGGUAGAGACAGUGAAGGCCAUUGUAGAAUCCUUCUCUAUUGAUAACUUCUCUGUUCAAAAGACAGAAAAUGGAGAAUUCUAUCAGGUAAUUUUUCUGGAUGAAGGAGGUGAACGUUGUGAAUCGAUCUUGAAUCAGCUUGCAAAACAGAAGAUAGGUGACAGGCCAGGGACAUCU